Molecule: messenger RNA, 795 nt
Organism: Paramecium pentaurelia
Lineage: Eukaryota; Ciliophora; Oligohymenophorea; Peniculida; Parameciidae
Source: the annotation of a GenBank genome assembly
AUGAUCAAAAUUCUAAAAUUUUAUUAAACUCUUGCAAUUCUACUUUAAUUAUCAUUUUCAACGAAUUCUUCAAACAUUAUUGUUAGUUUAAACUAGUUUUUUGCUUUCACAACUAUAAGCAUUAUUAUAUUUUAAUUGUAUUAAUAAUACAAUAUACUUAAUAUUCAUUAAAUUUUAGCUAAUAAUUAAUAAUUCUCAGAUUAGUAAGGAAUGUAUAAAUUAAAGAAAAGAAGUUUUUAUUAUUUUAUUAAAAUCUUAAUACUAAAAAUUAAUAUGGAUUUUAUUAUUAAUUUUUUGGAUCAAUAGGUAAAAUUCUUUAUAUUUUUUAAAUGGUUAAUUAUUAUAAUACUCCUAUUGUCUAAACAACUUUAUGUUUUGGAUCUAGUUCAUUAGGAGUAGUUUUUUUACUUUAUUAAAAUCCAUAUGAAAAAAAAAAAAAUUUUUUAUUUGAAUAUGAUUUCAAAUCUUAGUAUAAGUUCAAUUUUUUUUAUAGUAAUUGUAUUUGCAAUUAAUGAUCAAAAAAACAUUAAAUUUAUAGAUAAGAACAAAGAUGUUUUUGGUUGGUUAAUAAUAUCCUUGGUCUUACUAGCAAUUUUUGUUGAAUUAUGCUCUUUAACAAUUGAAUUGAUUCUUCACUUUUAUUUUAUAUUCAAAAAGAUCAAAAAAAAAUUUUUAAAAUAUUUUAUUAAAACUAAUACAAUUAACUAAUCGCAGAAAAAUGAAACUAUUCAAAAAACUGUUAAUUGUUCAAAUAUUAAAAAAUAUUAAUCAUAUUUUUAAAUAGUUUUAUUUUGA